Molecule: messenger RNA, 720 nt
Organism: Trypanosoma brucei brucei TREU927
Lineage: Eukaryota; Euglenozoa; Kinetoplastea; Trypanosomatida; Trypanosomatidae
Exons: 1
Coding region: 1-720 (239 amino acids)
Biological process (GO): exocytosis; actin filament polymerization
Cellular component (GO): WASH complex
Source: RefSeq, a predicted model, not a curated record
AUGGCAGGCGGAUCUACCUCCCCGGCCGUACGGGCACAGCAGAUGAUGAAAACUGCGGACUUGGUGAACAAGUUCGUCAUAUCAACAGCACAGUUCUUGAAUAGGUUUGCUGCGUAUUGUGAAAGUAAGCUGCUUGAAACAAACCGGUCACUUCAGCGGUUGGAGACUCUUACACUGUUAUUGGAAGCCAAAAUCGCGAGCGUGGACGAUGAGCUUAAGGAGACCCAACCGCAGACUGUUGAAGGUCAGACUACCGUGAAGGCCCUAGGCGACAAUGUGGCAAGGCUGAUGAUACCCGACCGCCAGGUUCCUCCACCCAUGCCCGGGCUUUCGCCGGAGGGCGGCCAGCGGAGGUUACCACCACCACCGCCUUCGCAUCAAAACCGGAAGGGUCCUCCCCCACCCCCGGGUUCAGCGGCACCAGCCGUCAAAGCCCCUCCUCCCCCUCCGGUGCCGCUUCCACCCCUGAUGCCCGGGCCUCCACCACCGGGUGCGCUGCCGGUGCAACCCCCACCGAUGCCACUAAUGGGUGGCGUGCCAAUGAGGUCCCACCCACGACUUGCCGGUUAUUAUCAGAUGCUGGCCUUGAGGGUUCCGGCGGAGGUCAUAAAGGAGAAAAUGCGAUCAGAUGGGUAUCAACCCGAGUGGUUGGACACCCCUGAUGCCGUGUCUCCAUCAGCACUGCCAAGUAGAAAGAGGGACAUGUACGAUUCCGAUUAG